GUCGGAUUCUCUAAGUCUGAGUCUCUUUGCUCGUGAUAUAUUUCACGAGCUGGUUCAGUGCCUGUGUUAAAAUUUUUUUAUAAUUUCUCAUUGAAAGUUUCCGCCGGUCGGAUACUUUUCUUGAAAGUGCAUUAUUACCAUUCUCUACGUCAGCGCUCGCGAUACUCUACGGAUAACCUCCCAAACGUCGCCGAGUUUUAUUAAUUAUUUGUGUCUGAGAUUAAUUACAUCAUAAUGGCCGCUAUCCAGCUUUCGUUCACUCUCCGCACCUCCGCAAAUGUCAAGACCGUCCACCUGCUCGGGUCUUGGGACAAUUACUCUGGCCAGCUCCCGCUGUCCAAGGACUCUUCCAAGACUGGCGGAUGGAAAGGCACCUUUCGCUUCCCCGGAAGCACCUUGAAGCAGGGCCAGCGCUACUGGUACUAUUACAUCAUGGAUGGCUACCACGUCUCGCACGACCCCGCGCAGUCAUCGACCGUCGAGCCAACUACUGGCCGCAAGCUGAACAUUCUUGACGUGCCCGUCGUCGGCGGAAAGGCUGCCGCUGCUCCCGCUCCCGCUGCUGCUCCCGUCGCCAAGCGUCAGACCACCCGCAACAUCUCAAUCAGCAGUAGCAUCGUCAAGGGCCGCUCUCUGUCUCCGUCAAAGAUCCAGAGCCCCAAGCCCAUCAAGCCCCACGAGACUCGCUACGUCGCGCAAGAACAGUACAUGCGUGCCCCAACCAGCAUGGCCGAUCUCGAGUCCCGCCUUGCCCGCGCUGCCCUGUCCGACUCCGACUCGGACGACUACUCGUACCUCUCCAACAGCCCGCCCAGCUCUGUCGGCUCGUCCCUGUCGUCCCGCUCCGACCGCAGCUCCCCGUCCUCGCUGUCUUCCUACAGCGACGAGUCCGUCCGCACCCCGGCCGUGUGCACUUGCGAACGCUACGGCAUCACUCGCAAGGGCGACCGCGUCAAGCUCGACUGCGGCGGAACUCGCUGCGGUUAUUUGUCCGCCGAGUCUGAAUCUGACUGCUCCUCUGAGUCGGAACACGAGGCUACUUCCACCACCCGCCGCCAGAUUCGCAUCCGCCGAUGAACGUCUUGUUAUCGUGCAGUGAUUUGCUUUUUUGUCAACUAUUCGGUGUUGUUU
Xylona heveae TC161 is the source of this 1131-nucleotide messenger RNA. RefSeq lists its product as hypothetical. The transcript is spliced from 2 exons. The record is from RefSeq and is a predicted model, not a curated record. NCBI's taxonomy places the organism in Eukaryota, Fungi, Ascomycota, Xylonomycetes, Xylonales, Xylonaceae. Bases 235 to 1077 code for a protein of 280 amino acids.